AUGCUCACGCUGCGCACGUCUGUGUGGUGGUGUGUGGCGGUGCCUGGCAUGGCAGUGUGUGGUGGUGUCUGGGAAUGUGUGCCGGUGUGUGUGCUGGUUUGUGCCAGUGUGUACGGUGCAUGGUGGCGGUUCAUCAACGAAUGUGCUGGUGAAAUGCCUUCCCUCCCCCUUCCCCUCCCGUUCCCCCUCCCCCUUCCCCUCCCGUUCCCCCUCCCCAUCCCCCUCGCCCUCCCCAUCCCCCUCGCCCUCCCCAUCCCCCUCGCCCUCCCCAUCCCCCUCGCCCUCCCCGUCCCCCUCUCUCUCGCCCCCCUCCUCCUCUCCUGCAGGAGUCGGCUUGACAUGGAACUGCCCCAUCGCCUCGCACCCUUCGGGCACAUGAGUCAUCAGAUUCUCUUCCCCCCACUUCCCCUUCUUCCCCCCCGCCCCUUUCUCCCCCACGUUCACCAGGCGAGCUGUCAAUGGCGGCGGUGGAGGGCAAACGUGGCGUGCGAGGCCGUGACGAGGGUGGACGCGAACGCGCUGCUCCCGCUUAUCCUCGUCUCCCCUGACCAUCCCCUCACUCAACUUCCCCCCUCUGCUCCCCUCUGCGCUUCCCCCACCUCUCUGCUCCCUUUUCUCUCCCGCUGCCCCCGUCUUCUCCCUGCUGCUCCCCACUCCCCCGCCUCUUUCUCCCCCGCCUCUUUCUCCCCCGCCUCUUUCUCCCCUGCCUCGUUCUCCCCCGCGUGCUGUCGCUCACCAGGCGAGCUGUCAAUGGCGGCGGUAGAAGGCAACGUGGCUCCGCUCGGUUCAGCGGGGACCACCUGCUGCCCGACCUGCAAGGCGCGUUGGUGGACGAGUGAUGUGGCAGGGCGGCAGACAGCACAUGUGCUGCCACCACCGCUAGAGCCCUCUCCUCUGCUGCUGUCACAUUUCCUUACUGUUCUCUUUCUCUCUCCUUCCACCUACUCCCUUCUCCCUCCUCCUGCCUGUCAACCUGCCCCUCGCCUUGCUUCGUCUUUCUUUCCCAUCCCUCCCCUCAUCCCUCCCCCCAUCCCUCCCCCCAUCUCUCCCCUCAUCCCUCCCCCCAUCCCUCCCCCCAUCUCUCCCCUCAUCCCUCCCCCCAUCCCACCCCCUACCCCGGCCCGUAAUCCCUCCCCAACACCACUCCAUCCAGGCGCGUUGGUGGACGAGUGCUGUGGCAGGGCGGCAGACAGCACAUGUGCUGCCACCACCGCUAGAGCCCUCUCCUCUGCUGCUGCUGCCGCUGCCGCUGCUCAUGCACAUGCAUCCGCCACCGCUGGUGGUGGUGAGGGCGAUGGUGGUGGAGGGACUGGUGGAGGAGGAGGAGAGAGUGGGAAGAGUGGAGAUGCGAAGGGGGAAACGGGAGGAGGAGGGGGGGGAGGGGAGGGGGUAGAAGGGAAGCAACAGCAACAGCAGCAGCUAAGCUCGGGCCAAAGCAAACCGGAUAAGCUGCUCCAUGUGCCCCCACACGCGCCCUCCCGCCUCCCCCAUCUCUCUCAAGACCAGCUCAUCUCAGCCGUCCAUCACAGCUUCAACCAGAUCGAAUCCAAAUUCCUGGAGAUCGUACGGUGCAAAUGGCGCCAGGUGCCGCAAUACGCAGCAGUAGGCACAUGCGCGCUAGUAGCAUUCAUCCCCCCACAGGGGUCGGUUCUAGUGGUGGCGUCGCUAGGGGAUUCGCGUGCGGUGGUGGGGGUGAGGAGAGGGGUGAUGGGGGCGGUACGGCCGCUGGUGGUUUCGACAGAACACAAUGCGAAUUCGGCGGAUGAGAGAGCAGCGGUGCAGCGGUUACAUCCUGAGGAUAAGGGAAUUGUGGUGCAGAGGAGUGGAGUGUGGCGCGUGAAAGGGAUUAUCCAGGUCACACGCUCUCUGGGAGACUUUUAUCUGAAGCACAACGAGUUUCAGCGCGACCCUCUCUACGCGCGCUUCCGCCUCGACCGCCCGCUGCGCCUCCCAGCUCUGCUGGCAGAGCCGGCAGUGGAGGUGCUGCAGCUGGCGCCGGCCCACCGCUUCCUCGUGAUGGCCACUGAUGGGCUGUGGGAGCAUGUCAGCGAUAGUGAAGCGGUGAAGCUGGUUCACUCCAAGCCCCGAUCGGGAGUAGCACGGCAGCUAGUGCGGCUGGCAAUCACGCGUGCAGCACGCAAGCUCGGCCUCUCUCUCCCGGAGCUCAAAAUGCUGGAUCCCAAGCAGCGGCGCAUGGUACAUGAUGACAUCACCGUUGUCGUCCUCUUCCUCGACGCUCACCGGAGGGCGGACGGGGGGAAGCCAGGGGGAGGGAGAGCCGGUGCUGCUGCUGGCGCUGCUGCUGCUGCUGCUGCUGCUGGUGCUGGUGCUGGCGGUGGUGGUGGUUCGAGUGAUGGAAGUGGGGGGUUCCUGGGAGUGGCAGGGGGAAUGACUCUUCGCAGCUAUGAAGAUGUUGACGUGCCCGCGUUCUCUCAACCAGGCCUUGAGAAGGGUUAG
Messenger RNA from Closterium sp. Naga37s-1, 2457 nucleotides. NCBI's taxonomy places the organism in Eukaryota, Viridiplantae, Streptophyta, Zygnematophyceae, Desmidiales, Closteriaceae. The record is from the annotation of a GenBank genome assembly.